Molecule: messenger RNA, 3417 nt
Organism: Dendrobium catenatum
Lineage: Eukaryota; Viridiplantae; Streptophyta; Magnoliopsida; Asparagales; Orchidaceae
Exons: 3
Coding region: 1-3417 (1138 amino acids)
Source: RefSeq, a predicted model, not a curated record
AUGCGAGAGAGGUAUGAAAGAACACCGCCAAUAGAACGCACAGAAGGCGCAGCUGGCCACCGGCGACUGGGGGUGCCAUCACUGGCAGAAGCAGCAGGGAUCAGUACCGCACCCGGGGAGGACCAAGCACGAGGAGCAGGGGGAUGGAGACGAGAGGGCAAAGGCAGGGACGGACGGGAGCGGAGAGUAGGGGAGGGUCAGGCAGGGGCAGCAAAAGAGAGGGCCCGGAAAGGGGGCGGGGCACGGACGGCAACGGGGGGAAGGGUGGGGGAAAAAGAGGUCGGGAAGAAAGACGGGUCAGAGCACAAAAAAGGGCGGAAAGGCCAAGACAAAAAGAGGGGGCAAACAAAAAGGAGGGGGGCAGGGGAAAAGCAGGCUAGCGACCAGGAGGCCCCCCCGCCAAGGGCGGACCCGGGACACGACGAGGUGCCCGGGGGGAGCGGGGAACCCGCCGAGCCGACCAAGGGGCCGCGAGCGAACAGCCCAAAGCCGCAAGCCACAGCCGGAAAGGCCGAGCACCGAGAGGCGCACACAGAACAAGGAAAGAGAGGAGGAGCGGGAGCACGAACAGAAAGGAGGGGCAGCAGGGGAGGGCGGAGCGGAGGCGAGGGAGGGGGAGAGGAAGCCGACGCCGGGCGGGAAAAGCGGCGCGACGAAUGCUGGGGCCAAAGGAGGAGAGGGGAGAAGAGCGGGAAAAGGAGGAGCGAGACCGCGCGAGAGCGGGAGGGGAGAAACCACCGCGAGGAACGGCGGCGAAAAGGGCAGGGGGGGAGGAGGGCAAAAAGAGGAAAAGAUCCAGCCCAAAGGGAAACCGAGGGCCGGGAAAAGGCAGAAAGAGGCCAAGGGGCGCGAAAUGGGAGAAAGAGAAAGAGGAAGAAGAAAAAAAGAGGGAAGAAAAGGGGGGAAGGGCGGAGGAAGGAGCGGCGGGCGCAGGAGAGACCGAGGGGCGGGGGGGAGCCGGGGACGGGGGAAAAGAGAGGGAAGGAAACAAGGGCGCAGAGAAAAGGAGUGGACGAAGACGGAAAAAGCAGAGGAGAAAAAGCGGCGCAAAAAAGCAGAAAAAGGAAAAAAAAAAAAAGGAGGAGGGGGAACAGGGGGGGAGGAACCAAAAAACAGCAAAGAAGGACAGAAAGGGGGCAGGGGAAAAAAGAAAAAAAACACAAAAAAAGAGCCAAGCAAAACGAGGCCGGGAGAAGAAAGAGGGCAGGGCCCGGACGGGAGGAGCGAGGAGGGAGGGAGACAGAGCGCACCGGGGCCGAGGGGGGAGAGCGAAGACGCGAACGAAGAGGGGAGAGGGAGGCGAGAGGGAGGGGGGGGGGGGGGCCGAAAGGACCGAAAGAGCAAAAAAAAAAAAAAAAAGAGGGAGGAAGGAGGGCAGAGGGAGGAGCAAGGCAGGCACGGACCGGGCGACCAAGGGGGCGCACGGGCGAGGAGGGUGGACAAGGGCCGGGGAGGAGCAGCAAACAAGGAGCAGGAGCACGAAGAAAAGACCAAGGAAAGGGACAAGGCGGGGGGGGGGGGGGCGGAGGAGCAGCAGGGCGGACAAAGGGACAGAACCAAGGAAGGAAAGGCACGCAGCACCGAAGAAGGGACGGAAUGGGGAAAGAGGGACAAAAAGAAGGACGAAAGGAAGUAGCAGAAAGGGAAGGGGGAGGGCAAACAGAGAAGAGAGGAGGAAGGAACGGGCAGGGGGGCCGCAGAGAAGGGAGGGGCAAAGGGGGGGCAGGAAAGCGAGACGGGGAACGGGGGGAAGACGGAAACGGGGGAAGGCAGAAAGAGGGGAGGGGGCCAAGGAGGAGGGAGAAGGACGGGGGAGACAGGAAAGAAGAGCGAAGGGGAAAAGAGGGGGGAAGGGGAAAAGGAGAAAACUCAAAGAAGAGAAAGGGGAUGGAGAGGGGAGGAGGACAACGGGAGGAGAAGGAGGGCACCGCGCAGAACAGGGGGCAGGAAAAGAACAAAGCAGAAAAGCGCGGAGAGGGGAGGCCAAAGGGGGAGGGCCGAGGCGAGGGGGAGCCGGGAAAGACGGAGAACCGCGGGCGGAGGGAAGACGGAAGGCCCGAGGGAAGGGGGCCAAAAAAAAAAAAAACGAAGGGAAAGGGAGGGAGCAGGAGCGGCCGGGCAGGAGAAGAAAAGAAAGGACACACGGCGAAACGGGCGCACGGGGGGGGAAAAGAAGGGAGGAGAAAAAGGGGAAAGGGGGAACGAAAAAGGGACGGGGAAAAAGAAGAAAAAAGCAAAGCAGAAAGGAACCAAGGGAGAACAAGGGGGAAGAACAAAAGUAGGCAGAAAGGGAAAAGGAGAGAAGGCGAGGAAACAAGCAAGGGAGGGGGGAGCCGGCCGGCGCGGACAAGGCGACGGGGCCGCGGGCCGGGGGGACCGAGGGGGGAGCGGGGAGAAGGCAAGGGAAGCAAAAGGGACGAGCGGCCAAGGACGGGGGCGGAGGGGAGGCGGGGCGCAGAGACCCAAGGGGGGGGGAAACGAGGGCAGACGGGUGGGCGCGGGCACGGGCGGGGGCAAACAGGAAGGAGAGAAAAACGGGCCAGGAGCCGGGAAAAAGACGGGGGGGCCAAAAAGGAAGGGGGGGGGGGCAGGCCGGCGAACGGAGGCGAGGCGGAAGAAAUAGGCGGGGCGACGAGGGGGAGAGGGGGAAAGGACAACGCGGGACGGGGGGCGGUGGGAGAGCGAAAGAGCAGGCGCGGGAGAAGGACAAGGCAAACAAGCGCAAGAGGGGAAGGGAGGAGGAAAAAGGCACGAGAGAAAAAGGGUGGAGGCAAACGGCGCGGGGGAACGCGAAGCAGCCAAAACGAAGCGGGCAGGUGGACCCGGGGGGGUAGGAAAGAGGGGCGGAGGGGCGAAGAGGGGCACCGCGAGGGCAGCGACGCGAGGCGCGGGGGGGAAGGGGCGCGCAGCGGAGCCACGGAGAGAACGAAAACGGCCAAAACGGGGAGAGAAGCAAAGGGCGGGCCGAGGAGCAAGGAGGGGCGAGGAGAAGCACAAGGAGAACCAGGACGGGAGGAGAAGCAACACCACGAAAAGGGGGAGGAAGAGCCAGGGGGGCGGGCGAACAGGAACAAGGGGGCAGGGGGGAGGGGGGGGCACAAAAAAGCGGCGCCGACGAGGCGCGGGGAGGCCGGGCGAGGGGAGAGGGGGGGAAAACAACAGAGGGCGGGCCGCGCGGGGGGGGACGGGCCCGAAGAGGGCGGGGCUGGCAGAGGGAGGGGGGAAGCAAGGACGCACAGAGAGGGAAGGCAGGGGUACGGGGGAGAGGGCGAAGACGCGGCGACCGGGGGGGCACAAGCGCGACCAGGAGACCAAACAGGCAGCAGCGAGAGGACAGGAGGGGGGAGCAAGGGGACCGCGAAGGGCCAGAAAGGAGGAGCGACGGGAGGGCCGCGGCGAGGAGGACGGGGAGAAUGA